AUGCAGAAAGAACAAGUGAGUAGUGGGCAGGAAGCUAUCUGACCGAGAGGGGGGAAGUGCUGUUGCUAUCAUUGUUGUCACACACCCAACGAAACUUUUUGUCACGAUUUAGCUAAUGAUAUAUGACAGAAGUAUCGGUAAUUACAGAAUUAAGUUACAUGAUUGACAUAUUGAUGUAACAGAGGCACCAUUCGUCUGAUUUCACGUACAGAAGUACCGCUAUAUCUCUUCAGGACGUUUGAGACCUACUGAAGAGGUUGUAGACAUCGAUAUGAGUGAUUCCGAGCCACCGAAGUUUGUGUCCAUUGAAGAUGAGAGAGACUACUGGAGGGAGCAAGCAGCUCAGCAACAACAAAGGGUGCAAGAGGCACAGGAGGAGCUGCAGGAGUUCCAGCAGAUGAGCCGGGACUAUGAGGUGGAGCUGGAGACGGAGCUCAAGCAGUGUGAGACGCGGAACCGGGAGCUGCUCAACAUCAACAACCGUUUACGCAUGGAGCUGGAGAACUACAAGGAGAAAUACGAGACCCAACACUCGGAGGCCGUCAGACACAUCUCCACUCUGGAGGGGGACCUGGCCGAGACGACGGCCAUCAAGGACCAGCUGCACAAGUACAUUCGGGAGCUGGAGCAGGCCAAUGAUGACCUGGAAAGAGCCAAGAGGGCCACCAUUAUGUCUCUGGAGGAUUUUGAGCAGAGGAUGAACAGUGUGAUCGAGAGAAACGCCUUCCUGGAGAGUGAGCUGGAUGAGAAGGAGAACCUGCUGGAGUCGGUGCAGAGACUUAAGGACGAGGCCAGAGACCUGAGACAGGAGCUAGCUGUGAAGCAGAAGCAGGAGCGACGGCCGUCUCUCAGCCUCACUAAAGACACUGACGUGGCAGAGCCUACACCCCCUCCCUCUAGACCUACGUCUGCGCUGCCCACUCCCUCCAGACCUACGUCUGCGCUGCCCACUCCCUCCAGACCCACCUCUGCUCUCCCCACCUCCUUCAACACGCCUCCAGGCUCACAGAGCAGAGUCAUUCCAGGUGAGGGUUUGGUCGGAAGCCCUCUUACUACCUCUGCGCGUAUAUCGGCUCUGAACAUCGUUGGGGAGCUGUUGAGGAAAGUUGGGAACCUCGAGUCGAAGCUGGCCACCUGCCGAGAGCUGCGCGUCAGCGACAAGUCGGAGAGCCGGCAGAAUCUUCCUGCAUCCUCGGGGAUGCCCGGAAACCAGCGGGAGAGUCCUGACAUGCAGGCCAACACCAACGGGCUCUACGAGAAGGGAUUGGUGAGGCGGUUAGAUUUUGGACCGGGACCUAAGAUUCUCCUAUGAGCUCUGGUACUUCACCCCAUACUGCACUCGUGUGACUGACCCCCCCCACCCUUCCUCCCCACUCCUGGAAGGCAGACUCCUCAGCCGCUCCACCCUCUGCCUGCUGCAGUGUUCCUUCCUCAUCCCUUCCCACUGUGGAGGAACCGAGCUCUUGAUGAAGCUGGCCAGGAGUUCUUUUUUUGCGCACAUGCACUGAGAAACACAACUGCACAACUGAGCAGAAAGAAAAGGAGGAGGAAUUUUCAUCUUAAGACUCUGGUGACUUGUACUCAUUCCCUCAAGUCUGCCCUAACAUUCUUUUAAUCCACAGCAUUACAUUUGCCUUUCAUGUACUGAUCAAGUGAGACCACUAAGUUCAACAAUGAGAAGACUUUUUUUUUUUUUUUUACUGCAGACAGCUCAACUCUGUGUGUGUGUGACAUGUUCUUGUUUUUAACACACUGGAGUUCCCUUUGGAAGCUGGUGGUCUACACUUCUUUUUGCACUCUUUUAGUUUUUUUCCUGACGAGAUAUUCUCUCUGAUGAAUGAUGAUGAAAUGGUUAUGAGUUACUAGAACCGAUUGGAGUCGUUAAGAGCUAAUUAGAAUAGAUGGAGUGAGAAAGUGGAAGUAAGGAUGAGGAAGGAAAUAAAUGAACCCUGCACAGACAAGUAGGAACGGAAACUGCGCGAGCGAGAGAGAGAGGGGAAGGUAGAGAGAGGGUGAAUGUGUUUACUGUAAUGAUGGGAGCAGAAUGGCUGGCGAAGCAGACUCUCAUCUUUAUGUGAUAGCUCUGGCUAUCUGCAUUAAGAGUUACUGAAUUACUUUGUGGUAUAUGAAAUGAAUUGUAAGUGGAUGUCAGUCAGAUUAUUUUUGUUUGUUUUUGGUUAUGUUUGUGGGAUCAUCCCCCCCCCCCCCUUUACUGUUCCCUUAUAUCAUUUAUCUUACUAACACAGCAGAAUUAUUAAGUAGCCUAACAUGGGGGGAGAGAGACCGUAUUGUUGGUUAUUACUGCUUUGAUUUAGAUGUUGUCUCAACUAGAAUGUUGAGAUGUCGUCGUGUUGUCUCGAGCUUGUUUUUCCAAGUUGUGUGUGUGUGUGUGUGACUUGCUGCUGUUUUAAUGUGUUUUUGUAAAACGUGUUGAACGUCUCAGGGUUUGUUGUGGGAAUAUUUAGCAGGAGGAAUGAUUAGGCCUAUAUUAACAAACUUACUGGGACAAUGUGUUGAGUCCCCCUAAUGCUACUCUUAAAGCCUUGUUCUCUUGUACACAAUUGAUAGACUGUUUGUUACACCCAAAGGCCUUGUAGACUCAUCAUAACUGGAAAGGUGUACUAUUUUUAUAAAGAUCUAAACUUGGUGUGCCUUAAAAAGUGUUAGGAAUUCUAAGCCUUAAAGUAUAUUUGAGGAGUAAGGUACAAUAUUUGGGCCUUCCUCAGUGUUAAUGUUUUUCUGUUACCUCAAGUGUUAUGGUUUCUGUUGGGAGAGAACAGACUGAAAAAGUUUGUAUUUUUUUAAAAACGUCUCGAGUCUCGGUCUCUGAGCCAAUAAGUGUAUAUCUCUCACUGCAGAGGGAGGGGUGUUUAGAAUGUUAUGAAAUAUGAAUACUUCAGUGAAGGGUAUGUGUGUUUUAUGUUAAAAAGAUGGGAAUCGAAGAGAGAAUAGAGUUCAUUUGCUUUGUUCCUUCUCACAUCUUUCCCCCUUAGUGGCACCAGAUUACUGUAGACUUGCUGAUGUAUAGAUAUACUUCUGUACUUAUUCAUGUGGCUGAUGGAUAGGAAUCAGUAGGUUGAUGUAGGAGAGUAGGCUUUGUAGCUUUAACUAACUUACGCCUUAUCUCGGCAUUUGAAAAAGUGUCUCCAUACCUGUUAAACAUUCCAGUUGGUGUGUGUCUGAAACAGGCGCCGUGUUUGCCAUUGGGUUUGCGUCACUGUCGCUGAAAUCCAGACGUGUCACGGUGAUGGUUGGUGUGGCUUUGUGCGUCACUGUGUGUAGUCUGUUCACUUGUAAGUGCUUCUUACUCUGCAAAGCAAUAGACUCUCUUGUCCUCUUAACCUGAGGUGUUGUAUUUAUUAAUGCAAGGAUCCUACCAAAUGGGCACAAUAAAGAUCAUAUGAAGCAUUU
Alosa alosa (allis shad) is the source of this 3411-nucleotide messenger RNA. It is a transcript of the gene nde1, whose product is annotated as nudE neurodevelopment protein 1. Lineage: Eukaryota; Metazoa; Chordata; Actinopteri; Clupeiformes; Clupeidae. Gene Ontology annotation, biological process: mitotic centrosome separation; centrosome localization; chromosome segregation. The transcript is spliced from 9 exons. Gene Ontology annotation, cellular component: kinesin complex; kinetochore; centrosome. Gene Ontology annotation, molecular function: microtubule binding. The record is from RefSeq and is a predicted model, not a curated record. Bases 272 to 1312 code for a protein of 346 amino acids.